AAAUUUUACCAAAUAAAUUAUAAUAAAAAUUAAUAUAUCCCCCCUUCCCGGAGACGCCGUCGUUCAGCGCCGGUGCCCUCCCCCCUCUCGCUGGAACAGCCUAAGGAACCAACACAAUGAAGAGAGGCUGCAGCUUUUCUUUCCACACGGCUGCCGUCUUUUCGGCUAUCGCUUUCAUAUAUUUCUCUACGAUCUUCAUUUUCAUAGAGCAUUGGUUUGGUCUAAUGUCUUCUCCAGGCAUCAUGAAUGCCGUGGUGUUCACCGGCGUCGCCGGAAUGUGCAUUUUCAACUACGCCGGUGCCAUCAGGAAGGAUCCGGGUCGGGUCCCGUCCUCUUACGUUCCCGACAUUGAAGAUGCCCAAAAUCCUGUCCACGAGAUCAAACGCAAGGGAGAAGAUAUUGAAACCCAGCAAGGCUGGGUUUCGGUUGAAACCCAGCAGCUGUCGUCCACUACUACUGGAACCCACAGCAAUAGCAAAUCCAAGGGCUCAACAGGAUUGGCCCCUUCUAAAUCGACCCUUUACGUUUCCAAUCUCGACUACGCCCUCACCAAUUCCGAUCUCCAUACCCUCUUCUCCACCUUCGGCAAGGUCGCUCGCGUCACCGUUCUCAAGGGGGUUUCGACGAACGCAGCAAGGCUGGGUUUCAACCGAACCCAGCAGCUGGGUUUCAACCGAACCCAGCAGCUGGGUUUCAACCGAACCCAGCAGCUGGGUUCGUCGAAACCCAGCAGCUGGGUUUCAUCUGCUGGGUUCCGAUGAACCCAGCAGCUGGGUUUCAUCUGCUGGGUUCCGAUGAACCCAGCUUUCCACCGACCUAGGGUGGGAAAGAAAGAAAGAGAAAGAAAGAAGGGAAGAAGAGGGAUUGGGAGGGUGCGGAAGGCUGGGUUUCG
Molecule: messenger RNA, 892 nt
Organism: Rubroshorea leprosula
Lineage: Eukaryota; Viridiplantae; Streptophyta; Magnoliopsida; Malvales; Dipterocarpaceae
Source: the annotation of a GenBank genome assembly